GUGAUGUGGCACCUGUGACGUCAUUUCGACCGCGUUGGAGCCGCCGCGAAAACAGUGUGACGUGUGUAUGUGAAAGAGAGUGGCGAGCACACCUUCAUCUGAUAGAGAGAAAGAAGUGCACGAGAUAAAGAAAGAGAGAAUAAAGAGUAAAAAACGAGUCUUUAUACUUCGCUUGUGGAGGGUGUUGAGUGAAGCUGCAGUGAGAGAGUUUGUGAAGUAUAGAGAGAGAGAGACACGCGCUGUGCUAAAGGCUAACUGUUGAUUUAUCUCUUUCACACUUCUCGUCUUUGACUAAGUUAACGUUAACAUGGGUCUGACUAUUUCAAGCGUCUUUUCUCGACUCUUUGGAAAGAAACAGAUGAGAAUUCUCAUGGUUGGUCUGGAUGCUGCUGGGAAAACAACAAUUCUGUAUAAACUCAAACUGGGAGAAAUAGUCACAACUAUACCAACUAUAGGUUUUAAUGUUGAGACGGUGGAGUAUAAGAACAUAAGCUUCACUGUAUGGGAUGUCGGUGGUCAGGAUAAGAUCAGACCUCUAUGGAGACAUUACUUUCAGAAUACACAGGGUCUGAUCUUUGUUGUGGACAGUAAUGAUCGUGAGCGAACACAAGAAGCUGCAGAGGAGCUUCAGAAGAUGCUCCAGGAAGAUGAACUGAGAGACGCUGUUCUCCUUGUGUUUGCAAACAAACAGGAUUUACCCAACGCCAUGGCCAUCAGUGAGAUGACCGACAAACUCGGCCUGCAGACGCUCAGGAGCAGAACUUGGUACGUCCAGGCAACCUGUGCGACUCAAGGAACUGGUUUAUAUGAGGGAUUAGAUUGGCUUUCUGACCAGCUCUCAAAACGCUAAACUCAACCAGGACGCUCAUUUCUCAAAGGACAAGGAUAGCGGUUACCAAAAAUUCACACAGCAACGUCUUCAUUGGCAGUGCCUUGUAACUCAUUCCUGUUUUGAUUCUUCACUUGACUGACAUUUACUGCUCUCUUUCUUUUCAUUAUCAUUCCACUAAAGGUUUGUAGUCGUAUAAAUAUGAAAUGAUUGAAGAGCUUUUGCUCUGAUUUGCUCUCAUUGUACUACAGUACACAACAGAACAACUUUAUCUAGAAACCAAACUUGACCUUUCUGUUUUUAAGCAAUGAUAAAAAGUUUAAAUUAUUUUUUGCUCCCACAGCUCAGUUCAUUAUAUUUUCUUCUGUUAAUCGCAUGCAUCUAACAGAACAUUGUGCUUAUAGCAGCGAUCAGAUAGAUUGGCAACAGAUGAGGCGUUCAUUCACAUCAGUUUUGUAAAUAAGAAGUUUUUUAUGUUUGGAAUCGAAUCACAGUUGCCUUAAAUCAACCGUGUUUUACCACGUGAAUGUGUUUGCCUUUAUUUUCAUAUUAGCAUUGUUUCAAUUGAACAUGAACCAGUUGAGUAAAACAUCUCAUUUAUUCUCACAUAUGUUGAAUGAAUUUGUGCUAAUAUUCACCUGAUGUUCCCAGAUUUUAACUCUUAAUAUUACCAAACCUUUCAAAUAAAAGUCUGAACUAUA
Paramisgurnus dabryanus is the source of this 1530-nucleotide messenger RNA. RefSeq names its product ADP-ribosylation factor 4. Lineage: Eukaryota; Metazoa; Chordata; Actinopteri; Cypriniformes; Cobitidae. Gene Ontology annotation, molecular function: GTPase activity; GTP binding. The record is from RefSeq and is a predicted model, not a curated record.